UUUUUUGCAGUCUGGCCUUACUAAGGCUGUGAAGGAGAGCAAAAUUUCGCUGCAGCAAGCCGAGUACGAGUUCCUGUCCUUUGUACGGCAACAGACGCCCCCGGGUCUCUGUCCCCUGGCAGGUAACUCUGUUCAUGCAGAUAAGAAAUUUCUUGACAAAUACAUGCCUCAGUUCAUGAGGCAUCUUCAUUACAGGAUCAUUGAUGUGAGCACCGUCAAAGAGCUUUGCAGACGCUGGUAUCCGGAGGAAUACGAGUUUGCGCCGAAGAAGGCGGCCUCUCACAGAGCACUCGACGACAUCAGGGAAAGCAUCAAAGAGCUCCAGUUCUACAGAGACAGCAUCUUCAAGAGGAAAACGGAUGAAAAGAAGAGGAAACUAAUAGAGAACGGCGAAAGCGAUAAGACUGCCAGCUGAUUUCCCAUCUCCCCGUCCCAUCCACGCACGUACGAGAUGUGUCUCCUGGCUCUUUUCUCUUUGCCCGUCUCUCGAGAAGCUGCACCCCUCAGUUACCUUGGUUCUUAACAGCCGUUAAAGUGCAGGCGGGAGCCCCAGUUACUGCGUCUUU
Molecule: messenger RNA, 566 nt
Organism: Opisthocomus hoazin
Lineage: Eukaryota; Metazoa; Chordata; Aves; Opisthocomiformes; Opisthocomidae
Source: RefSeq, a predicted model, not a curated record